AUGGCAGACCAUUUCAAGUCUUUUCGACGUGUUCGUGAUCCUGACCAGGAUAAAGAUGAUGAGGAGCGAUUGGAACGAAUGUCGGGGUUGAACCUCAUGUCGAAGCGGCCUCAAAACUUGAAAACGAAGGACUCAAGACAUGUUUUACGAAAGGCAUCGACUGUACAUACCAUAUCGCUUGAACGUGCAUCGAAACACAACAUUGUCAGAAACAUAUCACAGUACUUUGAUGGUCUGGAUGAAGUAGAUGAGCCAAUAGCAGAAGAUCCAGUAGUAAUGGUGGAGGAACCUGUCGCUAAUACCAGUAGUCCACAGGAAUUAUCAUCAGGAGACAUUGACAUCACCAUCAGAUCACCAUCAGGUACCUCAUCCCCAUCAACACCAAGCACCACAAGCCUCUCUCGCGGUAGACGAACACUCAAAGAACGAGUCGCAGAACAGCAUAACCCGCCCUCAAAACUCGAAACAUCGCGACCACUCGAACGAGGAUUGACUGCCCGUUUAGGGAUGAAGUUCGAGGACAUCAAGACUCCCGAUGAAUUGAAAUCCUGGAGGAGGCAACUCCGUGCACUCCAGCCUUCCCUAUUCGAACACGACGUACCACCAACACCAGCGAGUACCCCACCAGUUCCUCGCCAUGACUCGUCUGCCGCUAGCACGAUGAUGGAUGCCCAGUGUCAUAAUAACAGGACUAUUAGGUGGAAGAAGGGGAAGCUUAUAGGUCGUGGAACGUUCGGGAGUGUGUUUUUGGGCUUGGAUCUUGAUACACUAGAGUUUAUGGCAGUCAAACAGAUUGGGAUUGUCGUGCCUCGCUCUUCUGAUACUGAAAAGGCUGAGAAUGUCCGUGUCAAGAUGCAAGAGACUUUGGAAAAGGAGGUGGCGCUGCUUCAAGGGCUAGAUCAUCCGAACAUUGUCAGAUAUCUAGGAUUCCAAGUCGAUGGAGCAUGGCUCAAUCUCUUUCUGGAAUACGUCGAUGGCGGCACGGUAGCUUCACUCAUCGAAUCACUGGGUGGACCGUUACCUGAAGACUUUAUCCGAUCUAUCGUGUAUCAAAUACUUCUGGGUCUUGAAUACAUCCACGCUCAUUAUAUAGUGCAUCGUGAUAUUAAAGGUGCAAAUAUACUCAUAACGGAGGAAGGCAUCGCCAAAAUAGCCGAUUUCGGCAUAUCGCGCAGAUCAGACAUACCAUACAAGCACAAUGCUCGAAUGACUAACAUGACUGGCAGUGUCUUUUGGAUGGCACCUGAAGUAGUCGAAGGCAAAGGCUACUCCGCCAAAGUAGACAUCUGGAGCCUCGCGUGUACCAUGAUUGAGAUGUACACGGGGCAACUUCCAUGGGGAAGUAAUCCAGACGAAGCACAAACGAUAUACAAUCUGGGUCACAAGGCCAUACCACAGCUACCAAGCAAUGCGUGUCCGGAAGCGCUGGAUUUGAUGAAACAGUGCCUGACUCUUGACGAGGAAUCACGACCUACUGCAACAGAGCUGCUCAAUCAUCCCUUCUUUGGAGUUGUUGAUGAUGCAGAAGAGAAACAUGAAAGUUGA
Molecule: messenger RNA, 1545 nt
Organism: Synchytrium microbalum
Lineage: Eukaryota; Fungi; Chytridiomycota; Chytridiomycetes; Synchytriales; Synchytriaceae
Exons: 9
Coding region: 1-1545 (514 amino acids)
Biological process (GO): protein phosphorylation
Molecular function (GO): ATP binding; protein kinase activity
Source: RefSeq, a predicted model, not a curated record